AUUUCCGUUCUUCACCACAGGUUUAUAGCAAUUCAAUCCAUUCCAAUCUGCAGAUUCUGAUCACCACUCCUUCCUUCAAUGGCCACUGCAGCAGUGACGACUUCCCUCCCACAAUUCAAUGGGCUCAGACCCAAUCUCCAUUCAUCAUUCUCUCCUGCCAAAACCUUGGUUGCCAUGCCGGUGCGGCGGCGAGGCCAGGGAGCUUUGGGAGCUCGCUGCGACUACUUUGGCUCGCCCACUAACUUGAUCAUGGUAACUUCGACGACCCUGAUGCUGUUCGCGGGUCGGUUCGGGUUGGCUCCGUCGGCGAACCGGAAGGCGACGGCCGGGCUGAAGCUUGAAGCGAGGGAUUCGGGUCUGCAGACGGGCGACCCGGCCGGGUUCACGCUGGCGGAUACACUCGCUUGUGGAGUUGUGGGCCACAUUAUUGGGGUUGGGGUUGUGUUGGGACUUAAGAACAUCGGUGUUAUUUAAAUUUUUGUUUUUUAUUUUUUUUAUGUUGAUGGUAUAUAUAAUAAUAUGAUGAAUUGUACCUCAUGCUUAUUAUUCCUGCUUUGACACUGGGAAAUGAAAUACAAAACUGAACAUGGCAACUGA
Messenger RNA from Andrographis paniculata, 597 nucleotides. Its product is annotated as photosystem I reaction center subunit psaK, chloroplastic. Lineage: Eukaryota; Viridiplantae; Streptophyta; Magnoliopsida; Lamiales; Acanthaceae. Bases 79 to 474 code for a protein of 131 amino acids. The record is from RefSeq and is a predicted model, not a curated record. Gene Ontology annotation, biological process: photosynthesis. The transcript is spliced from 3 exons. Gene Ontology annotation, cellular component: photosystem I; membrane.